AGACUCUCAAUGUUACUAAAAUUGGCAAAACAAAACAGUGAUCCUUGGCAUGAGUUGUUUAUUAGUAUUACAACUGAAGUAAAAAUCGUUCAAUUCGUUAUCAAGCAAAGUUGGGUUAUUAGGAUUGGGGGAGUCA
Funneliformis mosseae is the source of this 136-nucleotide messenger RNA. The record is from the annotation of a GenBank genome assembly. NCBI's taxonomy places the organism in Eukaryota, Fungi, Glomeromycota, Glomeromycetes, Glomerales, Glomeraceae.